Molecule: messenger RNA, 381 nt
Organism: Saimiri boliviensis boliviensis (Bolivian squirrel monkey)
Lineage: Eukaryota; Metazoa; Chordata; Mammalia; Primates; Cebidae
Source: RefSeq, a predicted model, not a curated record
AUGGCUGGGCGAAAACUUGCUCUAAAAACCAUUGACUGGAUAGCUUUUGGGGAGACCAUACCCCAAAACCAAAAGGCCAUUGCUAAUUCCCUGAAGUCCUGCAAUGAGACCCUCACCUCCAGGUUGCCUACUUUAUCUGAGAAUCCACCAGCGAUCAACUGGGAUUACUACAAGGCCAAUGUGGCCAAGGCAGCCUUGGAGGAUGACUUUGAGAAGAAGUUUAAUUCUUGUGCUAAGUGGGUGCCUCUCUCAAAGGCCAGGAUUGUAGAAUAUGAGAAACAGAUGGAGAAGAUCAAGAACUUAAUUCCAUUUGAACAGAUAAGCAUUGAGGACUUGAACGAAGCUUUCCCAGAAACCAAUAGACAAGCAAAAUAUCCCUAA